Molecule: messenger RNA, 1482 nt
Organism: Daucus carota subsp. sativus
Lineage: Eukaryota; Viridiplantae; Streptophyta; Magnoliopsida; Apiales; Apiaceae
Exons: 7
Coding region: 1-1482 (493 amino acids)
Source: RefSeq, a predicted model, not a curated record
AUGCAGCACAGUCUCCGGGACAGGGACAUUCUUGCUGAUUUUGAAGAAAAAAGGAAAAAGAGGGUUGCAGAAAAUAAUCAAAUGUUGGAAAAUCUGAGAAUAAAUAAACUGAAAGCUGAACUUGAAGCUAAAAAAGAAAAAAAGAAGAAGAUACUUGAUGGUAACGUAUCAGACUUGGAAUUUGAUCGGGACUAUGUCUCCGGACAUGAUAGCCUGCCUAGUAGCAAAGACGAGCAACCGGCGAAGGUUGAUGUUGAAGUAAUACCACCGCCCCCGCCACUACCUGCUGGUCUUCAAGAGUUGAAUCAGAUAAAGAGGGCAUACAGUAAUGAUGGAGUUGGAACAAUGGAGGCAUAUCUGAAGCUGAAAGAGAGUGAGAAACAAUUAAAAGCUGGAAAUGGACAGGGGAAUGAUGGUGAUAAGCAACCAACUGAUGGUAAUAAUAUUACCACAGUUCCAACUGAUGAGGGCGAAACUAAAAUUGCAAGGCGCAGAGGCCCUACUAAGAUGAAUUCUGUUUUCACAAGAAGAUUAGAAGACAGACCAGAGUUGACCCUGAAUCAUGAGUUGCAGCCAGUGCAUGAAAAUAGUAAAAUAAGAUCGGAAUUUGGUAGUUUCUUGGGGACAAUUGGAAGACAAUGUGUGCCCCUAGAUUAUGUGAACUGGAGCCGAGUUCCCGAAGGAGAGAAGAUUGGCUGGUGGGAGUUUGUCAAGACAAAGUAUAUCAUUCCAGAGGAGGGAAAAGAUUGGGUUCUAAAGACCAUCUGUGAUGCAUGGAGGAUGCACAAAAGCCGUUUUAAGGCAGAAUACUAUUCAAAAUAUGACAAUGAUGAGGAAAGGCUAAGAAAUCGGCCGCAGUCCAUUCCUUUGGAAAAAUUCAAGAUUUUGCUACAAUAUUGGGGCCAUGAAAAAAUCAAAUCUACUGCUGCAAAGAAUUCAAACAACCGAAGAAAGGUCAUUGACACACACACUGCUGGCCGUAAAUCCUUUGCACAGAUUGGAAAUGAAAUGAAAAAGAACCAGUCGACCCCUGAUACACCUACAAAGGCGGAUAUAUAUCCUAAAACGCGCCAAGGUCAUGAUAAGAAGACUGAAAAGGACACUGAGAAGGACAAUGAAAAGGACAAUGAAAAGGACAAUGACAAAGACACUCAGAAAGACAAUGAGGCUGAAGAAGCAGCAAAUACAAAAGAAAUAGAUUUUCAGGCUCAUGGACCAAAUUGGCUUAUUGGGAGGACUGGUAGAACAAGGAAAACAGUCAACAAUCAACAGCUUCAAAGCAAAAAGGCUGAAGAAUUGGCAAGCCUAAGGAAGGAGAUAGCUGCUGAGAUGGAGGAUAAGUUGAACAAAAAGCUAAAGAGAAUCCUUGGACAUUUGGCUGAGAAAAAUCCAUCGCUCCAUAUAGAUGUGGAUGAAAUAUGUGCAUGCUGUGAGAGUGAACAUGAGCCGGAGACUGAUAGCGAAGCUGCUGAUGAUUCUUGA